CGCAUGUUUCUUGCAAGUCUGAUUGUGGCAUCCAAAUUUGUCCAAGACAAAACAUACCGCAAUUCGGCUUGGGCCAAGAUUGCUGGACUUCCGGUAGCCGAGAUUAAUGCAGCCGAGCGUAUCUUUCUUGAACUGAUUGACUAUCGACUUUACAUUGCCCAGCCGACAUUUGAGCAGUGGCACCAUAUGUUG
Phycomyces blakesleeanus NRRL 1555(-) is the source of this 192-nucleotide messenger RNA. RefSeq names its product cyclin. The record is from RefSeq and is a predicted model, not a curated record. The annotation marks the transcript as partial. Gene Ontology annotation, cellular component: nucleus; cyclin-dependent protein kinase holoenzyme complex. The transcript has a single exon. Gene Ontology annotation, molecular function: cyclin-dependent protein serine/threonine kinase regulator activity; protein kinase binding. Gene Ontology annotation, biological process: regulation of cyclin-dependent protein serine/threonine kinase activity. Lineage: Eukaryota; Fungi; Mucoromycota; Mucoromycetes; Mucorales; Phycomycetaceae.